Messenger RNA from Chanos chanos (milkfish), 3243 nucleotides. RefSeq names its product COPI coat complex subunit beta 1 (gene copb1). Gene Ontology annotation, molecular function: structural molecule activity. The record is from RefSeq and is a predicted model, not a curated record. The coding region runs from base 152 to 3013 and encodes 953 amino acids. The transcript has 22 exons. Gene Ontology annotation, biological process: endoplasmic reticulum to Golgi vesicle-mediated transport; intra-Golgi vesicle-mediated transport; intracellular protein transport. Gene Ontology annotation, cellular component: cytoplasm; COPI vesicle coat. NCBI's taxonomy places the organism in Eukaryota, Metazoa, Chordata, Actinopteri, Gonorynchiformes, Chanidae.
ACAAGAGGAAACUACAGAAGUCACGGAUGCGGAGAUAGGACGGUGAAGGAAGAGAUUAAGCACCUGUAAAGGAAAACCAACCUCAUCUUUAUUGACUGAGGGGACUUAAAAGUGGAACUGCCUGGAAGCACUUGUGUAUUUGACUGGCGCCAUGACAGCCGCUGAGAAUGUGUGUUAUACCUUGAUUAAUGUUCCCAGUGACUCUGAGCCCCCAUCAGAAGUCAGCCUGAAAGCAGAUUUAGAAAAGGGGGAGAUCAAAGCCAAGACUGAGGCUUUGAAGAAGGUGAUCAUCAUGAUACUGAAUGGGGAGAAGCUGCCAGGACUGUUGAUGACCAUUAUUCGGUUUGUGCUCCCACUUCAAGACCACACUAUUAAGAAACUUCUUCUAGUCUUUUGGGAGAUUGUGCCAAAAACCACUCCUGAUGGCAAGCUGCUUCAGGAAAUGAUCCUGGUUUGCGAUGCAUACAGAAAGGAUCUACAGCAUCCCAAUGAGUUCAUCCGUGGCUCUACUCUGCGCUUCCUGUGCAAGUUGAAGGAGGCUGAACUGCUGGAGCCGCUGAUGCCUGCCAUUCGUGCAUGCCUGGAGCAUCGCCACAGCUAUGUGCGCCGCAAUGCCGUUCUGGCCAUUUACACAAUUUACAGGAACUUUGAAAAUCUGAUCCCUGAUGCACCUGAAUUGAUUCAUGAUUUCCUCGUAAACGAAAAGGAUGCAAGUUGCAAGAGGAAUGCCUUUAUGAUGCUGAUUCACGCUGACCAGGAUAGAGCACUUGAUUAUCUGAGCACCUGCAUUGAUCAGGUGCACACAUUUGGAGAUAUUCUGCAGCUUGUUAUUGUGGAGCUGAUCUACAAGGUCUGUCACGCGAACCCUUCAGAACGAGCCCGUUUCAUCCGCUGCAUCUACAACCUUCUUCAGUCCUCCAGCCCUGCGGUGAAGUACGAGGCUGCAGGCACUCUUGUCACCCUGUCCAGCGCUCCCACGGCAAUCAAGGCUGCUGCUCAAUGCUACAUUGAUCUGAUCAUCAAAGAAAGCGAUAAUAAUGUGAAGCUCAUUGUCCUCGAUCGACUGAUUGAGCUGAAGGAACAUCCAACCCAUGAGCGUGUUCUUCAGGACCUGGUUAUGGAUAUUUUAAGAGUUCUGUCCACUCCUGAUCUGGAGGUUCGCAAGAAAACACUACAGCUGGCCUUGGACUUGGUUUCAUCUCGUAAUGUGGAGGAGUUGGUGAUAGUACUAAAGAAGGAGGUUAUCAAAACCAACAAUGUGACUGAACAUGAGGACACAGACAAGUACAGACAGCUGCUGGUGCGUACACUCCACUCCUGCAGCGUUCGCUUCCCCGAUAUGGCUGCCAACGUCAUCCCCGUGUUAAUGGAGUUCCUGAGUGACACAAACGAGGCAGCGGCAGCUGAUGUGCUGGAGUUUGUGCGUGAGGCCAUUCAGAGGUUUGAUAAUCUCAGGCCUCUCAUUAUUGAGAAGAUGCUGGAGGUUUUCCAUGCCAUCAAGACUGUCAAGAUCUAUCGAGGAGCUCUGUGGAUUCUGGGAGAAUACUGCAGCACCAAAGAGGACAUCCAGAGUGUGAUGACAGAAGUGCGCAGGUCCCUGGGAGAGAUCCCCAUUGUGGAGAAUGAGAUAAAGAAGGAAGCAGGAGAGUUGAAGCCAGAAGAAGAGGUGACUGCAGCACCUGCACAGAAGCUGGUUACAGAAAUGGGCACUUAUGUGACUCAGAGUGCACUAAGCUCCUCAAGGCCGUCUAAGAAAGAAGAAGACAGGCCUCCAUUGAGGGGUUUCUUAAUGGAUGGAGACUUCUAUGUUGCUGCUUCUCUGGCAACCACACUGACCAAAGUGGCUCUACGUUACGUAGCCAUUGUCCAAGACAAAAAGAAACAAAAUUCCUUUGUAGCUGAGGCCAUGCUGAUCAUGGCCACUGUGCUCCACCUGGGCAAGUCCUCCUUGCCCAAGAAGCCCAUCACGGACGACGACGUGGACCGCAUCUCCCUGUGCCUCAAGGUCCUGUCUGAAUGCUCCCCCCUAAUGAACGACAUCUUCAACAAGGAGUGCCGCAGGUCCCUGUCACACAUGCUUGCCGUGAGGCUGGAGGAGGAGAAACUCUCACAGAGGAAAGAGUCUGAGAAGCGGAAUGUGACUGUACAGGCAGACGACCCUAUCUCCUUCAUGCAGCUGACAGCUAAGAAUGAGAUGACCUCAAAAGAGGACCAAUUUCAGCUCAGCCUACUGGCUGCCAUGGGCAACACGCAGAGGAAAGAGGCAGCUGAUCCCUUGGCCUCCAAACUCAACAAGGUUACCCAGCUGACAGGCUUCUCCGACCCAGUCUAUGCAGAGGCCUAUGUCCAUGUUAAUCAGUAUGACAUUGUCUUGGAUGUCCUGGUGGUCAACCAGACAAGUGACACCCUACAGAACUGCACGCUGGAGCUGGCAACAUUGGGUGAUCUAAAGCUGGUGGAGAAACCAUCCCCUCUCACGCUGGCACCCCAUGACUUCGCCAACAUCAAAGCUAACGUCAAAGUCGCCUCCACCGAGAACGGCAUCAUAUUUGGAAAUAUAGUCUACGAUGUUUCGGGAGCAGCUAGUGACAGGAACUGCGUGGUCCUGAGUGACAUUCACAUUGACAUCAUGGACUACAUUCAGCCCGCGUCCUGCACUGAUGCAGAGUUUAGACAGAUGUGGGCUGAAUUUGAGUGGGAGAACAAGGUGACAGUCAACACCAACAUCACAGAUCUGAAUGAAUAUCUGCAGCACAUCCUCAAGUCUACAAACAUGAAGUGCUUGACCCCAGAGAAGGCUCUCUCUGGUUUCUGUGGCUUCAUGGCUGCAAACCUGUACGCCCGCUCGAUUUUUGGAGAGGAUGCCUUGGCCAAUGUGAGCAUUGAGAAACCCAUCCACCUGGGUCCAGAGGCACCAGUCAAUGGCCACAUUCGCAUCCGGGCCAAGAGCCAGGGUAUGGCCCUUAGUCUGGGUGACAAAAUUAAUCUCUCUCAAAAGAAGUCGGUUUCGUAAAGCAGAAGAUGAACUUAUAAACAUCGUGGGUAUCUUUUGCUUCCAUCUCCUUUGUCGCUUGUCUUUUCCUUCCUCCAGUACACAAAGUGCUUUGUGGCCAAUUGCUCCAGUCCUAGGAAAUAUGUGUGAGGAUAUUAUUUUACAUUUCUACAGAAGACAUAAAUGUUUCCAACAGAUUGUCCUUGCUAAUCUGUAACUUUCAAUAAAUGCUGUGUACCACACAACAUGAA